AUGAAUUGCGAUAGUAUGGGGUCAAUUUCGUUCGCUCUCGACAAACUACCGUUGUCAAAAAGCCAAAAUCGGCGCAGAUUUCCUGUCCCCGUUGCGAAUGUGGUAGCGAAAAUCGGACUUUCGGAAUCUGCGGAUGUAUGUGUGGUUGCUAAAGGCGCUACGGUUGUUUUGGUGGUAACUGUGGUCGUUUUAGUUGUCGCGGCUAUUUUUGUACUGACUGUAGUUGUUGCGGGGGUUGUGGAUAAUUCGGUGCUGGUAAUCGUUGCUGUUGUUAUAGGUAUUCCAAAUGUAGUUGUAGUCAAUAUGGUUGUUGCUGUGGGUGUUUCGGUGAUAAGUACUGUUGCUACUGUUGUUGUAGGUGUUUUGCGAGUAGUUGUUGUCACUACGCUUGUUGCAGACGACGCAGUCGUAGCCACAGUCACAAUCGUUGUGGGUAUUGUAGCGGUAACCAGAGCAACUAAGUUUGUCACAGGUAUUUCAGUAGUAGUCACAGUCGCUGCGGUUGCUGUAGGCAGUUGGGUAGUUGGUGUGCCACUGAUUUUGCUAGUACUUCUAGCAGAGCUUGUGAAAGACGGCUCACCUCCCCACGAUGCACCUGUUGAUCCGGACACAUCGCAACUUCCCGUAUUACAGGUUGCUGAAUCACUAGCUGAACCAGAGCAAUCACCGCGUUGA
Molecule: messenger RNA, 675 nt
Organism: Gongylonema pulchrum
Lineage: Eukaryota; Metazoa; Nematoda; Chromadorea; Rhabditida; Gongylonematidae
Source: the annotation of a GenBank genome assembly